GUCAUUGUCUCCAAGGAUAGAAAGCAAGCUGCGAGCGAGCCGGCAACACAAGGCAAAAGCUUGAAAUUUGCUAUUUUACUACACCCUCUUGGCAACUUUUCUUGCAAAUUCCCAUUAUUUCUUCUUCUUUCUUCUUUUUUCUUCUUUCUCUUAUUACUUAACCUCGAAGUCUUCCUUCUCCUUCUUCUCCUUUCCCAAAUAUUCUCUGCCUGACUGUCUCAGAGGCCUAACCUAAAUCCGCACCAGCUUUUUUCUUCUGGUUUUUCCAUGGCAGCUUCAAUCCCAACCAUCAAGCACCACAAGCUCAAUGCUGAACCGCGCAAACAAGACCCCAGUAAGUUCUAUUAUCAUUUUCUCUACAAAGCCCUCAUCGUCGCCAUUUUCUUGGUUCCAUUGUUCCCUUCUCAAGCUCCUGAAUUCAUCAACCAGUCUCUUGUCUCCAGAAACUGGGAGCUUCUUCACCUUCUCCUCGCCGGUAUUGCCAUCUCUUACGGCGUCUUUUGCCGUCGCAACGAUACCACUGAGAAGGAAAUUAACAACUCCAAGUUCGACGCGGCACAGUCUUAUGUUUCUAGGUUUCUUCAGGUCUCUUCUUUCUUUGAAGAUGAUACUGAAAGCGAAACCCAUCGCCAUCUAGUGAUGACGAAAGCAAAAUCCAGACUUGGAGUAAUUAUCAGUAUCGUAGGAAUGAGCCUGUCGUUGUCGUUGCUCCUAAACACUCUAAUUCUAACUUCAGGAUUAGCGAAAAACCUUUGCCUUUGCCGGUUCGGAGCUUGUGAAUCGAAUUCCGCCUCUGUUUCUGUUAAUGGGUCUGGUUCUAAAUCUGGUUCUAGAAGAUUUUCCAGAAAUGCAGAAACGGAAGGUUCUGGUCGUCCGACAAUGGAGGAUAGGUCGAAGGACAACGUUGUACUUCCUUCUCCAAUCCCAUGGCGAUCUGAAUCUCUCAUGAAGCUCCACAAUUCGCGUUCAUCACGACCAAAUUCUUCCAUAUCUUCUUCCUCACCACCUCUGUCUUCCCCAAAGUCAAAGGACCAAUCUUUAUUAUCAGAAUCACUGGCCAAAAAUUCAGAGGACAUAGUGAUCAAGAACAAAGGUUUUUACAAGUCCUCUAUUCCUCCUCCUCCUCCACCCCCACCAAUGCUUUUCAAAUCAAUCUCCAUGAAACCAAGAAACAGCUCGUUCAAUCAAUCAGGUUCCUCUGAUAAGGACUUGAAGCGAAGCUUCACGAGUGAGAGAAAAGAUAAGUCAAUAGGUCUCUUUUUUGAAAAUAACAAAGCGAGAUUGGAAGCUGAAGAAGAAGAAGAACAAAGAAAGGCAAUGGCUUCUGUGCGAUUUGCAGAGGAAGAAGACAACAAGGUGAUAAUGGGGUUCGAUGAAGACGACACAGAAAGUGAAGAUGAAGGUGAUGAUGAAGCAGGACGAAGCAGGAUUCUGAAAGACAGAGACUGUGGGAGAGAAGGACCAGAUGUGGAUAAGAAAGCUGAUGAGUUCAUAGCCAAAUUCAGAGAGCAAAUCAGGCUUCAAAGAAUUGAUUCUAUCAAGAGGAGUGCCAAUCGAAUGGCCAGAAAUCUUCAAGGUAAACCCAAAAAAAAAAAAAAACCAAAAGGAAGGGGGAUUAAAAAAGCAACUCUUGAAGACAAUUCUCUGCGUUAUUAACAAUUAAUAGAAGAUGUAAUGGAAGUGGAUGUUUUGUUUCCACAGAUAAAAAUUAAACUUUAAUCCUAUUAGUCAUUUAUAGACAGAUUUACCUAUUUUAAGUA
This is a messenger RNA of Prosopis cineraria, 1760 nucleotides long. RefSeq lists its product as uncharacterized. The coding region runs from base 268 to 1656 and encodes 462 amino acids. The record is from RefSeq and is a predicted model, not a curated record. The transcript is spliced from 3 exons. Lineage: Eukaryota; Viridiplantae; Streptophyta; Magnoliopsida; Fabales; Fabaceae.